This is a messenger RNA of Salarias fasciatus (jewelled blenny), 2552 nucleotides long. RefSeq names its product PNKD metallo-beta-lactamase domain containing (gene pnkd). The coding region runs from base 4 to 1083 and encodes 359 amino acids. The transcript has 9 exons. Gene Ontology annotation, molecular function: hydroxyacylglutathione hydrolase activity. The record is from RefSeq and is a predicted model, not a curated record. Gene Ontology annotation, cellular component: mitochondrion. NCBI's taxonomy places the organism in Eukaryota, Metazoa, Chordata, Actinopteri, Blenniiformes, Blenniidae.
GUCAUGGCGCUUCCUGGCUGGAUGGCAAACCUGCUGGCCGCUGCAUCCUUCUUCUGUUUUCUGGGUUUAUGUUUUCGCUUCAGACGUGCGGGACAGCUGCUUUGGAGAAAACUGUUCGGCAGAAUAAUGGCUCGCACUGAGAAGCCAUUGUUCCGAAUUGCAUACACACUGUACACCAGGACCAGACUUGGCUAUAUGUACUAUAAGAGGCAGAUGCGGAAAGCCCGGGAACAUUACCCUACUGGACAUUCCACCGCUUAUCCCAUGGAGUUCAAUGGCAUUAAAAUCAUUCCUAUCCCAGUGCUCUCUGACAACUACAGCUACCUUGUGAUUGACACAGCCUCGAGUGUUGCUGUGGUCGUGGAUCCUGCAGACCCGCAGACAGUCCAGGUGGUCCUUGAGGCGGAGGGAGUGAUGUUAGAGGCAAUUUUAUGCACACACAAGCACUGGGACCACAGUGGGGGGAACAAAGGGCUGAAAAGGCUACACAGUUCAUGUCGAGUUUAUGGAAACGCAGCUGAUAACAUUCCUGGCCUCACGCACCCUCUGGCACACAAGGACUCCGUUGUCAUCGGCCGGAUGCACUUUACGGCCCUCUUCACUCCCGGACACACAGUGGGUCACAUGAUCUACCUCCUGGAUGGCCAAGCAGUCGGGGCCCCUUCGAGCCUCUUCUCUGGUGACCUGGUGUUCCUCUCAGGAUGUGGAAGGAUGUUCGAAGGCAGUGCCACCACCAUGCUGUCCUCGCUGGAUACCGUUGGCUCUUUAAGCGAUGAUACCUUGCUAUGGCCCGGUCAUGAGUAUGCAGAGGACAACCUGCUCUUCGCUGCUGAGGUUGAGCCACGCAACGCUGCCAGGGAAAACAAAUGCGAGUGGGUCCUCCAGCAGCGCGGCCAGAAGCUGUGCACGAGUCCGUCUACAAUCGGAGAGGAGAAGCAGUACAAUCCGUUCCUGCGGAGCCACUGUGCAGAGCUCCAUCAGGCUCUGGGGGUCCAGCAGUUCCAGGAUGAAGACUGGACACAGUUCAGGGCGCGGGUGCUCGAGGAGCUACGGAAACGCAAAGACCUCUACAACAGAAGAUAGCUGGAGGAGUCAGGUAGCAGGGACGAGGACAGCUGAGCUCAUGUCCUGGACGAUGGUACGAAAGGGGCCACGGGCCGUGAGAUAUUACCCAUGAGCUCAUUACUGCGGUACCAUGUUUUAAAAGCUGAUCUGUUGUGAACAUUUAAAGGGGCAUUAGGUCAUUUUUGACCUCUACUAACAUUACCACCACUGGAAAGGUUCACAGUUUUAUCAUUACAUAAUAAUAAUAGUACAAAUAUGACAUCUCCACAUGCUGUAGAUAAGUGGUUCCCGACUAGAGAUCGCAGGAGGUGAUCGAAGCUGCUUCCUCUGAGGGUGUCGGGUUAUAUCCACAUCUGAGGAAGGAAAUCAUGAGAGGACCUCUCUUUUUUUUUUUUUUUUUUUUUUUUAAGAAUCUUUUAAUUCUAUGUUUGAGGGUCUACGGUCCUUAUCAGAGGUAAACUCGAGGGUCUCCAGGGAAAACAGUUGGGAACCACUGCUGUAGAUUAAGGUCACCUCAGUAUCUGAACCGAUCAGUGCUUCUUUAUUACUGUUUUGUUUCAUCCUUAAUAAUAAUAAUGCAGAUUUGCAUGAAUUGUGUAUGGUUAUUUUAUGAAUAGGUACUACCAGAUUUUUAUUUCUGACACUUGAAAUUUCAUGUGUAAACAAAUUCAUGAGCCACAUUGAAUGAUUUAACAUGUUAACAGUUUGAGUCAUUUUUUAAAAACCUAAAUAAUUUCUCUUUGAAGGCCUUUCAGGACUGUUUCGGUGCACAGACCUGGUUUCUCAAUUGCCGUGCUGCUGCAGAGUGAGGAACUUUACCCUGAAUGCUUGACACUUUGGGAUUUGAGUGUUCAGUUGUGAAUGGUUGAUAUCGUGGUACUGUUUUCAUCUAUUUCAAUAAUUUAAGAAUAUACUACACAUGAUUUGUAGCUGGUACUUUGUGGUUUUGUGAGUAAGAAACAAGCAGUGUGCUUUAGGUUUUUUUUCAGUGUUUUAACUUGCUGAAACAAAUGACUCAGAAGAGUUUGACCAGGUGAAAGUCACAAGGCAACUGUUAUUUUAUUUUAUUUUUUGAUUUUGUUUUAAUUUGAGUUUAUUGUAUUUUUGACAGCAACAAAAUCAAAGAAAGGGCCAAAGAGUAAACAGUUUUUUUUUUUUUUUGUGGGAUGCCAAUUAAUUUUCCACCUUUAAAUCUAUAUUUCUAAGUAUUGUUUUACUGCAUGAGUGAGUCAGAUGACAGAUGUGAAGGAUUUGACUUGUAAACAUAUAAAACAAGACUGAAUGACUCUUGAGGGGCUUUCUAUGUACGCCUUUCAAACUUUGACUGCAUUUAAAAUGAAGAUCAUUAGAUUCCAUGUUGAGGAUGGAUUCGGCUAUUCCUAAUAGCAAUAAUGAUUUUCUGUUUCAGUUUGAAGAGCACACAAUAUGGCAUUGACUGUGAAAUGCUUUUACAGAAAGGAAUGUUUUCUUGAGCAAUAAAAAAAAAA